This is a messenger RNA of Wyeomyia smithii (pitcher-plant mosquito), 2284 nucleotides long. RefSeq names its product protein max (gene Max). The transcript has 3 exons. Lineage: Eukaryota; Metazoa; Arthropoda; Insecta; Diptera; Culicidae. The record is from RefSeq and is a predicted model, not a curated record. Gene Ontology annotation, biological process: positive regulation of transcription by RNA polymerase II. Gene Ontology annotation, molecular function: DNA-binding transcription factor activity; protein dimerization activity. Bases 542 to 2212 code for a protein of 556 amino acids. Gene Ontology annotation, cellular component: RNA polymerase II transcription regulator complex.
CCCAUUGCUAAUACAGUGUCGGUGUUCAGCUGCAGUGUGUUUAUGUGUUGUUUUCGGGUGAUGUAUUUAUUGCACAUAACGUCGAGUGCUUUGCUUGAUGAAACAAAAAACAACCCGGUGGCAUCACUGACGUUUACGUACAACAUAAGUGAAGCCAGCAUUAGCUGGAUCACUGGAUCAAUUUCACAUGCAAUUUGACAGCUGAUUCAUCGAAACACGGGGAAAACCAGUGUUCAUACGUGCAUACAGUGUCGGUGUUCAGCUGCAGUGUGUUUAUGUGUUGUUUUCGGUGUGAACCGUGUUGAAGUGAAGUUCAGUUUUAGUUUUUUUUUUAAAAUCCCCCGAAGAGUUCCAAGAAAUUAACUGGCGCAGUCGGAACGGAUUAGUGAAAAUUAGAAAAUAAAAACAGUGAUAGUAAUUUCGAGAGGAUAUCGGAAUUAAAAUCGACUCACGGAAACUAAACGGAGGAUCACCGUACGGUCAACCGGAAUCAUUAAGAAUUCUCGUCAAACCCUGGCAAACGGAAAAAAUACAACUACCCAUGCUUACACUCCUGCUCAUCCUAUCAAUGAACACUCCAUCCCAAAACCAAGUCCUACAGAUUAAUGAUAUUACCAACAACGCAGGAGCGUUGAUACUGCAAGAGGGAGAAGGGAGGAUAAUAGACGGUUACGACAGGUUGCUGCAUGUGAUUGACUUUGUAAAACUAGAAGCAUCUGUGUUAUUUAUCGAAAACAUGAUUGGUCAGUUACAGAAUUCACCUAGUGACUUUUCGGACAUUAUAAAAAUGAAAUUGAAUGAAAUCAGAUUCCUUUUUAAUAUGCUACAAGUUAACCCAAACAGAAACAAAAGAGCAAUUAAUAUGUUAGGCAGUACAAUUAAAUUUAUCACCGGAAACUUAGAUGCAGACGAUCUAGCACUGAUUAACAGCAACCUAGACGAGCUUAGAAAAUCUGGAAACACUAUCAUAAAGCAAAAUAACAGGCAGAUAAAAAUUAAUACUAAAUUCGAAAACAGAAUAAACAUUAUGACAGAUCAAAUUAAAAACCAACAGAAUGCCCUAAAUAGUAUUCUUAAAGAUAAUGAUUACAUCAUUAGCGAAAAUCAGAAAAUUCAAAUUGUCUUUCAACUAAACACAUUUAUAGAAACUCUAAAAUCAAUCGAAUACGCUAUCUUGCUUACUAAACUAAACAUUAUAAGUAAACUAAUUCUUACACCAAAAGAAAUUGAUUUAAUAGCACAGGAGAUUUCAAGCCAAGGUUUAGAAAUUCACAGCCUCGACGACACCAACAACUAUCUCACCACCAGCACCCUAUAUAGCGAAUCAACCCUCAUCAUCAGCGUUAACAUACCACGACUUCUUCCAACCACAUACCGGAAAGUGAGCAUCGAACCUUUGCCAAUACUGAACCAUACAGCCAAACUGAUGCAUAAUGAAGUCUUAAUGAACUCAAAUCAAAUCUUAGCGAUUGUUUCAAAAUGCCAACAAAACCGCAAAGUUACUUUAUGCGAAAGAAGACAGGUAAUCGACAUUAGCGAAAACCCGUGUGAAGCCGCAUUAUUGCAAGGACGUUUUGGACAUUGUAAUCUCGUGGAAAAACCUCCAACCACAGAAGUAAGAGAAAUAGCCCCAGGUACGCUGCUGAUACUAACCGUUCACCAAGACGUAAAUAUCAAUAGCACCUGUGGUAUCAAUAACAAAGCUCUGAGAGGCAUCCAUUUGAUAACAUUCCAUAAUUGUUCAAUUUACAUAAACAACGAGCUCUAUGAAAAUCUCGAAUUCCAAUUUUAUCAACCCAUAAUCACACCACUGGAACCGACGAAAAUAAAACCUAUGCAAAUUCAUAGACACAUUAACCUUUCGGAACUACAUGCCAUACACAUAGAAAAUCGAAAGCAUCUAGAGACAAUCGACAUUAAAAACAUAAUCGGAUUUGUAUCAAUAAGCACUUUAACAGUUUUUAUAUUGGCAGUUACAAUUUUUGGAAUCAUCAAAUACCAGCAGUUCGCGAAAACAGGUAAUUGCUCGGGACGAGCAAUACUUGCGCAAGGAGCAGUUAACGACGAAACCAAAUCUCAAAGUUUAACCGGCACAGGCCCAGGAAUCCGCGGCGUCAGCAGACAACAGGAAAUAACUCCAACGUCGAACGGCGAAGCCACAAGCAGGUGUCCAAACGCUAGGUGCACGUUAUGUGCUAAGUCAGGGAUUUAGGUUAUUCGUAAGCUCUCUGUAAUUAAUUUAACGACAAUAAAAUCAUUCCAGUGUGAACCGUGUUGAAGUGAA